This is a messenger RNA of Acromyrmex echinatior (Panamanian leafcutter ant), 1761 nucleotides long. RefSeq names its product G patch domain-containing protein 2-like. Lineage: Eukaryota; Metazoa; Arthropoda; Insecta; Hymenoptera; Formicidae. The record is from RefSeq and is a predicted model, not a curated record.
CGCGGAUACGUCCCGAUGGGCACCUCUUUUUGGUGUCACAUCUGUGUGUCCUCGUAGCCCGUUUCGAGACGCUAACGAGAUCGGUUGUCACAUCCCUAUCCUCGAGAAUGGAUCGCGGAUUAAUCGCGUCACUUAUCCGGCACGGAUCCACGCCGUAGAAACAAUACCUAAUCAGAUUAAAAAACGCGUCCUUCAAAUGGAGCGUGUUCUGAAAGCUGUACCGGCGGAUUUAAGAGUAAAAAUGGAGGCUCUUGUGCACGAUUUGACUUUGGCACUGGAAGAGAGCAGCAACAGUGCGAAUCUCAGACGUAGAUGGGGUAUCAGAAGGAGAGCCCGCUCGACAGGGAAUAUUCGUAAGUGUAAGAGAGAACAAUUCGAUGUAACAGGUCUGUUUUUUCAGAUGAACUUCAUGACUGUGGUCCGAUUCACUUUCACAACGCUCAAUCAAGAUUUUCACUCGCAGCAUCAUUUGUCCUUAGCGGCGUUAAGUAUGAACAAACAUUCGGAUGACAGCUCAUCUUCCAUUUGUGAAAUUCGCAUUCCAAAAACUGCCAAUGUUUCGAAAUAUCAGUCGGAUAGUGACGAUCCUAAUCAGACCAAACGUUUCGCACAUUUUCCAAAUUUAAAUAACAUCAGUAAUAUCGAGAGCGACUCGGUAAAUGAAAAUUUUGUGCCAAGAGCGAACACCAGACGCAAAAGGAAGUUUAAAAGAAUGGCAAUUGAUUCCGAUUCUAACGCGUCCACUUCUCAAGCAGUGGCAAUUAUGUCGACUUCAACAUUCAGUGGAAAAAAACGUAUCUUUCGAAGUGAUUGUAAAAAUAGAUAUAGUGCUAUAUGGUGCGGAAAACGUAAGAGAUCGUGCAGGGAACGUUCGAUAGAUUGUGAAAUGAGAGUAGCUAAACCAACCAAAAAUGCAAAAUCGAAAAAUCGAGAUAAAAUGCAAGGCGAGGAUACAGUGGAUUGUUCCCGCUUAUCUAGUUCCAGCAUUUCGUCCAGUGAUUCAGAAGCAGGUCUUAUUACAAACGAUGAAGAUAGAGAAGGAGACGAUGAACAGUCUGAUUGGAUCGGAGAAUCGAGUUGGCGGGACGACGGAGAGAGCACUAGCGACGACAAAGCCACGUCGGAUUCAACCUUCCAAAUGAUAUUACACGGCGAACAUUCGGUUGCAGAGGCCAAGAAAAAUUAUAGACAAAGAAUACAACGCAUUCGCGAAGGCCUCAGCGGUAGAGAGAUCCGUGCUGGACGACGUCACGUCGAUAACAAGCCUGGUUAUUCUAUUAUAACGUCAGCUAAUGAGAAGGUUUCUCGGUUUCUGCAAGAUCCCACGCAGAGCGAGCUGAAACUCCAUCCUAUGCGACAACCUGAACGAGAGAAGCUACGUCGACUCGCCAAUUUGUAUAGUUUAAGUAUGAAGGGCGAUCAAGGCUGUCCGAUACUGUAUAAAACGCGACAUACCACACAGGCCGUAUGCGUAGAUCAAGUAUCUUUGAAUAGAUUCUCAGACUACAAAAGAUUGCGUAAAACACCGCCAAAUUCCCCAAAUUCAGAUUCUACGAUGCAAACAGAGGAGCCACAGAUUUCCAGCACGAGUUUCAGUCCACAAAUUUUAAAUCAAGCGCAAAGUAAUAUUGGCUCUAUACAAGCAAAUGUACAAACAUUAUCUUCAUUUGAAUGGGAAAGCGAAAGUAUGGACGUUGAAGUACAAGGAAAGCCGAAAUUUCCUGAUUUUGGACAUUCCAAAUCUAGUUAAAUAUAUAUUUA